Molecule: messenger RNA, 1182 nt
Organism: Nomia melanderi (Alkali bee)
Lineage: Eukaryota; Metazoa; Arthropoda; Insecta; Hymenoptera; Halictidae
Gene: BCAS2
Product: BCAS2 pre-mRNA processing factor
Biological process (GO): mRNA processing
Cellular component (GO): catalytic step 2 spliceosome; precatalytic spliceosome; Prp19 complex
Source: RefSeq, a predicted model, not a curated record
GACUGGCGCGUUACCGUGGCAGAAGUAAGUACUGUUUUGAGCGUUAUUUAUUAUCGCAAGCGUUGUUGACAUAUUAUUUAACUAACGAAGGGAAAGUUGCUUUUUCACUAUUUAAAUGGCAGGUGAAGUUAUCGUUGACGCCCUACCCUAUAUAGAUCAAGGCUAUGAUGAACCGGGAGUUAGAGAAGCGGCAUUGGCUAUGGUCGAAGAAGAAACUCGUCGAUACAGGCCAACUAAAAAUUACUUAGAACAUUUACCACCUUUAAAUAUAAAUGCUUUUGAAACGGAUGUAAUGAAACAUGAAUUUGAACGAAUGCAGAAUCGUUUACCCAUGGAAGUACUUAGCAUGAAGCGUUACGAGUUACCUCCACCACCCCCAGGCAAGAUGAAUGAUCUUGCUGCGUGGAAUGAGAGUGUAGAAAACAGUAGUGCGCAGUUGGAACAUCAAGCUACAAGAAUCUGUAAUCUUGAAUUGAUGAUGGAAUAUGGAUGCGAAGCUUGGAAGUCUUACUUAGAAGUAUUAGUACAAUUAGUCAGUCAAGCACAGAAGCAAUUGCAGUCGUUAAGGAAGAAAAUUCAAGAAGUUAAUUGGCAAAGGAAAUCAAUGCAAACUCAAGGAGGAGAAAAAUUAAGAGCAUUAGAAGCUCAGUGGGUUGGAUUGGUAUCAAAGAAUUAUGAAAUUGAACAAGCUUGUGUUCAUUUAGAGGAAGAAAUACAGAAGUCCAUGAUGAAUAAAGGAGAGGCUGUUGAAAUCAAUGAUGUCCCAGGUGAGGAAGAACCUGAUGUUCCAGGAAAAAGUGCUACAGAGGUCAUGGCAACAGAAAUGAAUCAGCAAGAACAAGAAAAUCAAAGAUCGUGAAUAAUCAUCUAAAAAGAUAUGUAUAAAUUUGUAAAUGCGUUUUAUAUAUAUAUGUUUAAAUACAUUAACUAUUUAAGUGCAACUGAUCAUUUCUAUACCAACUCUUUGAAUAUACUGUACACAUGCGCGCGUACUAUUGCGCAUAACCUUAAACGUGACUUUACUAUCAUGGUGUUUGUUAGUUGUGAAGCAUUCGUCUAGUUGAAGAAAAUUAUAUAAGAAAUUAAUGAAUAAGUGGGUACAAGAGGUUAUAAAGCAAAAGAAGCAUAAUUGAAGAAUAAUUGCAUUAACGGAAAAAGAAAAGUGAUUAAAAGUAAAUAAUC